CUUCUACCAGAACGUGAAUUUGACCUGCAACUCAAACAGACCCCCCGACUUCUUCGGGAUCAGCAAACAAUGCCAUAAUUCCGCACCCUCUUGUCCCAUGACUUGAGAAGUUGUCAUCAUUUCUUACCCCUCCAAACCAUCCGAUCCCGGCAGAUCUUGGCACAAACAUCACAAUGCCCGCCGUGACGCUCCCGCAGAAGCGGGUGUUCGGCGAGGCGUCGAGCGCCCGUCGCAACAUCGCCGCGACGCCAGCAUCAGCCUCCUCCAAGAAGCGGCGUAUCGAUUCAAUCCCCUCUUCAUCCCCUGCGGCCCGUUUCGCCAGCUCCCAAAGUGACGGCAAGGGCAAACUGGCCUCGAGCCAGCAAAAGAGCACCUUUGAGACCGAGGUUCUUGAGCGCAUGAGCCAGGAUAUCUCGGACCUAAAGCAAAACAACGCCGAGAAGCACCAGAACUGGGAGCGCCCUCCAGUGCCAACUGACUUCCAUCCAACCAACGACAACCUCUGCUUCCAGGCGAUCGAGGCUGAGGAAGGUACCCUCGCCGGCGGCCAGACCACUGUCAAGCUCUUUGGCGUUACCGACAAGGGCAACUCUGUUUUGCUGCACGUCAAGGACUUCAAGCACUACCUGUAUGUCCAGGCUCCCGUGUCCUUUACUCCCGAAGAUUGCCCUAGGUUCCAGGCCUAUCUGGAGACACAGCUCGCCAUGCACCAGACCGUCAUUCAUGCCGUCAGCUUGACCAUGCGAGAAAACAUAUAUGGAUUUCAGGGCAAUGUCCAGAAUCCAUACAUCAAAAUUACCGUGACAGACCCCAAAUUCAUCAACAAGGUCCGCACAGCCAUCGAAAGAGGCGAGGCCAACUGGAAGGGCAUGUGGAAGAGCGUCGACGGCACCAUCAUGACCUACGAUAACCUCCAAUACUUACUCCGAUUCAUGGUUGACUGCUCGAUUGCCGGCAUGGCCUGGGUUGAAGCGCCGGCGGGCCGGUACAAGCUUGUCGCCCAAAAGCAGUCCAACUGCCAGAUCGAGGCCGAGAUCAGCUACAGAGACUUGAUCGCCCACAAGCCGGUCGGCGAGUGGUCAAAGAUGGCGCCUUUGAGAAUCCUUUCGUUCGAUAUCGAAUGCGCCGGCCGUAAGGGCAUUUUCCCCGAAGCCAACCACGACUCAGUAAUACAAAUCGCGAACAUUGUCACCAAGUACGGUGAGAAAAAUCCAUUCGUUCGAAAUGUCUUUUGUCUUGAUGAGACGAGUCCCAUCGUCGCGACCGAGAUCCUUUCAUAUGACGACGAGGGGGAAAUGCUCAAGGCAUGGAGAGACUUUCUCGAGAAGGUCGACCCAGACAUCAUCACUGGCUACAACAUUGCCAACUUUGACUUUCCGUAUCUUCUUGAUCGCGCCAAGCACCUGAAGGUCCACGGAUUUGAGUACUGGUCCCGUACAUUCGUGAAAUCCGUGUCAAAGGAGACAAACUUCUCCAGCAAGCAGAUGGGCAACCGAGACACCAAGGCCACCAACACAAACGGCCGGCUCCAGCUCGACCUGCUCCAGCUCAUUCAACGCGAUCACCAGCUCCGCAGUUACACGUUGAACUCUGUCUGUUCGCAUUUUCUAGGCGAGCAGAAGGAGGAUGUCCACCACUCCAUGAUUACCGAGCUAUUCGAAGGCACUCCAGAAUCGAGACGCAGGCUGGCCUUGUACUGUCUGAAGGAUGCCUAUCUGCCUCAGCGGCUCAUGGACAAGCUGUCCUGCCUCGAAAACUACACUGAAAUGGCAAGAGUCACAGGUGUCCCGUUCAACUUCCUUCUUGCCAGGGGUCAGCAGGUCAAGUUCUUAAGCCAGCUGUUCCGCAAGGCUCUGGAACAAAAGCUGGUCAUUCCAAACCUGAAAUCAGAGUCGUCUGAAGAGCAAUACGAAGGUGCCACCGUCAUCGAGCCUACCCGAGGUUACUACGACGUACCCAUCGCAACCUUGGACUUCGCGUCCCUAUACCCCAGCAUCAUGCAAGCACACAAUCUUUGCUAUACCACACUGAUCAAGAAGAAAGAUGUUGAGAAGUGGGGCUUGAAGAAGGACGAGGACUACAUUGUCACCCCUAACGGAGACAUGUUCGUCACGGUCAAGCAGCGAAAAGGGCUGUUGGCCCAAAUUCUUGAGGAGCUGCUCGCGGCCAGGAAGCAAGCGAAGCGCGAGCUAGCUGCGGAGACAGAUCCUUUCAAAAAGGCUGUGCUGAACGGUCGCCAGCUGGCCUUGAAGAUUAGCGCCAACUCUGUGUACGGUCUUACGGGUGCAACGAACGGUAAACUGCCCUGUCUGGAGAUUGCCAGUAGCACGACGAGUUUUGGCCGUCAGAUGAUCGAAAGGACCAAGCAAGAGGUGGAACAGAGAUACUGCGUUGCGAAUGGCUAUUCUCACGAUGCUCAAGUCAUAUACGGCGAUACCGACUCCGUCAUGGUCAAAUUCGGCACCAAGGACCUGGCCGAAGCCAUGAAGCUCGGCGAGGAUGCGGCCCAGUUCGUCUCGGGCAAGUUUAUCAAACCCAUUAAGCUAGAGUUCGAGAAGGUCUACUUCCCCUACCUGCUUAUCAACAAGAAGCGUUAUGCUGGGCUGUACUGGACGAAGCCGGAGAAGUACGACAAGAUGGACACCAAGGGUAUCGAAACGGUUCGACGUGACAACUGUCUUCUAGUGCAGACCGUCAUCGAAAAGGUGCUCAGAAUGAUCCUCAUCGACCAGGAUGUGCCAGGCGCCCAGGAAUACGUCAAGGACACGAUUGCAGAUCUCCUGCAGAACAAGAUUGAUAUGUCUAAGCUCGUGAUCACCAAGGCGCUGACCAAGGAUGACUACGCCGCGAAGCAAGCCCACGUCGAGCUCGCGCAGCGCAUGAAGAAGCGAGAUGCCGGUUCAGCUCCGGCGCUCGGCGACCGUGUGGCCUACGUCAUGGUGAAGGGCGCUGCCGGGUCAAAGAAUUUCGAGCGCUCCGAAGACCCCAUCUACGUCCUUGAGCACAACGUGCCCAUCGACACAAAAUACUACCUCGAUAACCAGCUGGCCAAGCCCCUCGGCCGCAUCUUCGAGCCUAUCCUCGGCGAGACCAAGGCCAAGUCGCUCCUAACGGGCGACCACACGCGCUCCAUCGCGGUCGCGGCCCCGACCGUCGGCGGGCUCAUGAAGUUUGCCAAGAAGACGCAGACGUGCAUGGGCUGCAAGAAGCCGCUGACGGGCAAGGAGGAGAGCAUGGGCGCCGUGUGCGCCGACGAUGCCCCGCGCGUCGGCGAGCUCUACAAGAAGACGCUCGACAAGGUCUCGGAUCUCGAGAUCAGGUUCGGCCGGCUGUGGACGCAGUGCCAGCGCUGCCAGGGCAGCCUGCACUGCGAGGUCAUUUGCAGCAGCAAGGACUGUCCCAUCUUUUACAUGCGCAUGAAGGCGAAGAAGGACCUCGAGGACGCCAAUCGGGAGCUGAAGAGGUUCGAUUUUGAUCAGGCCGCUAUUUGGUAAGCAUAAGGUUUGAGUGAGGGUGUGAGGGUCGUUCGGUUCAUAAGACGGAUGGAUGCAAAGGCGUUGGCGGGCAUGUUUGCAUAUUUAUUUACUACUACAUGAUAGGAUGAUUGGGAGGAUGUGUGUGUAGCGGUCUAUCGUAAUGCUAUUAUCCCGCUUCCAGCAAGUAUGGAUAGAGCCGAUUGUGCUGGGGGCUGUCAAAAGUGUACAGCUCGGAAAGAUCAAAAGGAUGGAAAUGCCUUCGACACGGUGACCUACAAGGCAAGAAGGAACCCAUCGGCCUUAUAGAUUGACUACAAGGAUAUUCUUCAAUCUUUUGGUCCUGCCAAAAGAAACCAUAGCAACCGCUAAGUCGUUCCGAUAACC
This is a messenger RNA of Canariomyces notabilis, 3860 nucleotides long. RefSeq lists its product as uncharacterized. Gene Ontology annotation, biological process: DNA replication proofreading; base-excision repair, gap-filling; DNA-templated DNA replication. Gene Ontology annotation, cellular component: delta DNA polymerase complex. The transcript is spliced from 3 exons. Bases 174 to 3494 code for a protein of 1106 amino acids. The record is from RefSeq and is a predicted model, not a curated record. Gene Ontology annotation, molecular function: DNA-directed DNA polymerase activity; nucleotide binding; 3'-5'-DNA exonuclease activity. Lineage: Eukaryota; Fungi; Ascomycota; Sordariomycetes; Sordariales; Chaetomiaceae.